AUUAAUCAUGAGCCUAACCUCUUUCUAGUGUUUCCGACACGUCACUGUCAAUCCCAAAUCUUUACAAUUAAUAUUGAACGAAAAUAAUCAAAUAAAAUCAAACAAAAAUUAAAAAAAAUAAGGACCUCAAAUUUUUUUUUUGUAUAUAUAUCGAUGAAUCACUCUCUCCCUGAAAAUCUAAACCUGCAAUCUCCAUUUGGUAUUUCUCCUUCGAAAACCCAAAAUUAAAAAUAAAUAACUAAUGGGGUUUCCGGCAAAUGGCUCGUCAGGGAAACCACUUAAGUUUCUGAUCUACGGUCGAACUGGUUGGAUCGGCGGUUUAUUAGGCAAACUCUGCGAAUCCAAGGGAAUCGACUUCGAGUACGGCUCAGGCCGGCUCGAGAACCGGCCGUCUCUCGAGUCCGACAUGGCGGCCGUGAAACCGACUCAUGUAUUCAAUGCCGCCGGAGUCACUGGGCGUCCGAACGUCGACUGGUGUGAAUCCCAUAAGGUCGAGACCAUCAGAACCAAUGUGGUCGGGACUCUUACCCUUGCUGACGUGUGCAGAGACAAAGGCCUUGUCUUAAUUAAUUAUGCUACGGGUUGUAUCUUUGAGUACGAUGCGGCUCAUCCGAUCCAAUCGGGUAUCGGGUUUAAGGAAGAGGAUACUCCGAAUUUCACGGGAUCCUUUUAUUCUAAGACUAAGGCUAUGGUGGAGGAGUUGCUCAAGAAUUAUGAGAAUGUAUGUACGUUGCGUGUUAGGAUGCCUAUUUCGUCUGAUCUAGCCAAUCCUCGGAAUUUUAUUACAAAAAUCACUCGAUAUGAUAAGGUGGUCAACAUUCCUAACUCGAUGACUAUCCUGGACGAACUUCUUCCUAUUUCAAUUGAGAUGGCCAAGAGGAACCUUACUGGAAUUUGGAACUUUACAAAUCCUGGAGUGGUCAGUCACAAUGAGAUUUUAGAAAUGUACCAUGACUACAUUGACUCCAACUUCACCUGGAAGAACUUCACUCUUGAGGAGCAGGCUAAGGUUAUCAUUGCCCCCAGGAGCAAUAAUGAACUUGAUGCCAGCAAAUUGAAGAAGGAAUUCCCUGAACUCUUAUCCAUUAAGGAGUCUCUUAUUAGGUAUGUAUUUGAGCCAAAUAAGAAGACUGUUGGAGCUUGAUCCCUGUUAAACUGAAGUAGGAAUCCCUGAGGUCUUGUUUGCUAGGGAGUGCCUCAAAAAGUUUGUCUUCAAGGUGAACCAAGAGACUAGUAGAGUUUGAAAAUUUAGGUUAUGAAUUCUUUGAUUUUCCUUUUUUUGUUUAUUGAAUUUGGUUCAUGUGGGUUGAUGCGAAUGUGAUAAUCUCCGCAAUAGGCACGCACCUCUGCCCAGAUGACACAAAGGAUUGCUGGUUUUGUAUUUGAAUAUUGUAUUCAUAUUAACGUUUGAAUAACUCAGUUGAAAAUGGUUUAUCUAAUUAUAAUAUACAUUUUGAGUUUACUGGUGUUGCCUCUUGCUUGGCUUGAUCAAACCUUUGUCUCAUGCUCAAUUUCUAGUUUGUUUUCUUUCUCAUCAAGUAAAAUACGGCACUUUAAAUGUAGAAAUUUUGGUCGUAACGAUUCCUUUUGAUUUGAAAUGGGGUUUGCAGGAUACCCGUUUAGUACUAUAAAUUUCAGCCGGUCAA
This is a messenger RNA of Durio zibethinus, 1646 nucleotides long. Its product is annotated as bifunctional dTDP-4-dehydrorhamnose 3,5-epimerase/dTDP-4-dehydrorhamnose reductase. Gene Ontology annotation, biological process: S-adenosylmethionine biosynthetic process. The record is from RefSeq and is a predicted model, not a curated record. Lineage: Eukaryota; Viridiplantae; Streptophyta; Magnoliopsida; Malvales; Malvaceae. Gene Ontology annotation, cellular component: methionine adenosyltransferase complex. Gene Ontology annotation, molecular function: methionine adenosyltransferase regulator activity.